UGUCGUGGAGGCGGAGUUUUCAUUCUGCUGUUGUCGACGCGCAGAGGGCAGCAGGCUGGCUCCAUCGCAUCACGACAUCCUCAUCCACCGUCCACCCUGACAACGACAGCCCUUCCGCUCCCACGGGACACGAGGACAAGGACAAUUUGCUUACAGUCAGUAUCAUUUAGCACCGGGAGAGCGGCGAAGAUGCUGGCCUGCGCAGAGAUGAUCACCAUGUGUCUCCAGUCCGCAAAGCACGAUCACCUGAAGAAGCAGCAGGAGCUCUGCCACAACCACAAUCAAGGCAUCUCCCUUUUUCACGAUAUUUUCCGCCGGGCAGACAAAAACGAUGACGGGAAGCUGUCCGUGGAGGAGUUCCAGUCUUACUUCACUGAUGGUAUCCUCACUGACGACCAGAUGCAGGAGCUGUACUGCUCCAUCGACAGGCAGCAGACAGAUAACCUGGACAUAGACAAACUCUCAGAGUACUUCAGUCCACAUCUGGGGGAAUACGUCAAUGUCCUGUCUGCUCUGGAUAAGCUGAACCUUGCCAUCUUGAAGGCCAUGGAUAAGACUAAAGAGGAGUACCAGGGUUCAUCGGUACUGGGUCAAUUUGUGACCCGCUUCUUGCUGAGGGAGACCUCCACCCAGCUGCAAUCCCUUCAGUCAUCGAUGGACUGCGCCAUGGAGGCGGUUCAUCAUGACCAGGGCUGCACAGAAAGGAGGAUACUGAAAAAACCAGAGGACCUGCCUAUCCAGAGGAUGAGCAAACGGCCCGGUCGACGCAUCCAGAAGAACAUGUGUCUCUCCCCUACUGACCCUUACUCCGGCAUGCUGACCACAGGGGUCAGCGUGGAGCCAGACAACCACUGGGGCUCUCAGAUCAACCAACUGGAGCAGCUCAUGGACAAACUGGAGUACGAGAGUCCACAUCUUGAACCGCUCAAAGAGGACACGUUGGCAGGGACGUAUAAAUCGAACAUACUUCUGGUCCAGAGACAAAUGUCUGUGAAGGAGAAGGAUGUGGAGCAGUUUCAACAAGCUCUUAAGAUAUACACAGAUACCACCAGCAGCCAGCUGGACAACCUGCAUGUUUCCAUCCAGAACCUGCCAGACAGAUCAUGCUUCAUCAUGUAUGAAUUUUGGCAGGACCGUCUCUCCUGGAUGAGCUACCUGCAGUCCUCCAUCAGUAAGACCUUCCAGCGCUGCGUUAUCGACUCACUGGAGGAGCCGGAGAUGGUCUCCACCAUGCUCCUGCCAGCCUCUUGGUGGAUAAUGAACAACAACUGACAGGACAAAGCCGCAUCUACUCAACAAAGUAAAAGCACGGGGAAAAGCUGAUUUUGUAAUUGCUUUUACAUUUUUUUUCAUUAAUAUCUAUUUUUUUGUCAUGGCAUGACCGGGAUUGUUUUUGCUCUGAGUUUAUAAAAAAGAAGACUGCUCAGAUAAGUCAGUCAAGAGUGAAACAAAAUUAAAGAGAAGGAAUUGAGGUAAUGCAAUAUCUUAUCAUGUCACAUCGCUUGCUUCUGAUUCAUUAGAAACAUAAGGACUUACUUUAAGAAAUAUUUGCAUGAUUUGUUAUUUCUCAGUGCUUGUUUAUUUUAUAUCUAAAAAUAGAUUAAUGGCACUGUUUCUGCAAAAAUAGAAAUACAUGAAGAAAACGGAUCAGUGCAUCCGUCCCUAUGCGUCACACAUUCUUGAGUUCUCACAGAAACACAUGUAGCGGUAGAAAUAACCUGCAUUUCCCCUUGUUCCCUACGUGGUAUUGUGCUUUGUCGUCUCCUUCAAAUCUUUGCAUCCAAGCGUCCUUUUGCGUAUGUGUUAGACAGCAAGAACGAUUAUGGUCCACAUCUAAACCUCCAUCAUCCGUGUGUCACUCCAGCACUUUAGAAAAAUAUCCAACGUGGACCUAAUUGUGAAGAACAGACUUCUGUUGCUGAUUGUCAGUUGAAAAGGUAGAAUUAUCUGUUGUUAAGAGCUGCACUUUAGUGUAGUGAGACAUUAGCAGGCCUUACAAAUUGAAUAAGUUAGUCUGCAGUUUACCUGUACUGUGAUACUAGAAAUAACACAUGCGGUGUGUAGUCCUUAUACAGUGCACAAACACAUCAAAGUUUAUAUUUUAAGUACAGAAAUGAAGCAGUUUGGUGUUAUAACAUUGAAAAGAAAGUAUAUUUAGAUUGUGAAUUGUAGUCAAUGAAAGCUGUAAGGUGUAAGUUAUUGUUGUAGAACACUGGUAAAUGUACACUAUGAUAGUACAGUGAGCGGUGGUUGCUCCGGUGAUGUGAGGAAAGAAUGUUUUUGCUCUUUUUAAAAAAAAGUAUUUUAUCAUUUAUUUAAUUAAAAAUAUACAGUUAUGUGAAUGCUAUAUUUGUUUUCCGGCAUGAAAUAAAGUUCAUGACUUGUUGAUGACAUUAAA
Pungitius pungitius (ninespine stickleback) is the source of this 2398-nucleotide messenger RNA. Its product is annotated as N-terminal EF-hand calcium-binding protein 1-like. Gene Ontology annotation, cellular component: endoplasmic reticulum; Golgi cis cisterna; cytoplasm. Gene Ontology annotation, biological process: regulation of amyloid precursor protein biosynthetic process. The transcript is spliced from 12 exons. NCBI's taxonomy places the organism in Eukaryota, Metazoa, Chordata, Actinopteri, Perciformes, Gasterosteidae. Bases 190 to 1272 code for a protein of 360 amino acids. The record is from RefSeq and is a predicted model, not a curated record. Gene Ontology annotation, molecular function: calcium ion binding.